AUGAGCAGCAUUGAUCUUGCCGUCUUGUACUUCGGCCUCUUCCUGGGUAUUUUCCCAUUCACUCUGGUCAAGGUCGCCGAUCAGACACGUAAAAUUCUCGUGCGAUCUCGAGGUCUAUACAAUGCCUACUUGUACAUGAUCUGGAUUGAGGCGCUAGUCAAUUUGAUCUUUGCUCUGAUCACCUUUCUCUACUUGAAAGGCAUCAUUCCCGGCUCCUAUACUUUUUAUGCUGGCACUGUCUUACUAUGGGCCAUUCAGACACAGCUUCUCUCGCAAAUCAUUGCGAACCGUGUUGCCCUCAUCAUGGUCCACAAACACAAGGCAAGGUGGCUCAAAUUAGGUCUCCUCGUAUCAGUUGCCUGCAUCAACAUUGCCGUGGCGGUAAUUUGGAUCAGAGCACACGCCUUUACCGCUACUCCGUUUGACGUCAAGCUCAAUGAUCGGUUUGAGAAGGCCGAGAAGGCAUUCUUUCUCGUCAUAGACCUGGGGCUCAAUCUGCUUUUCUUAUAUCUGGUUCGCUUCCGCUUGAUUGCUUCGGGGCUCAGCAAAUAUUGGAGGUUAUUCAAGUUCAAUAUUGGCAUGGUCACUUUGUCCACCUCCAUGGACAUGCUUCUUCUCGGGUUCCUGAGUCUACCUGAUCCAUAUCUCUACGUACAAUUCUCCCCAGUGGCCUACAUCGUCAAGCUAUACAUCGAGCUCACCAUGGCCACGCUCAUAGCGAAGAUUGUCCGCAGCAGCACAAACGACAGGGUGGUCGGGUUCAAUAACCAGUCAUCGGGAGCUUACCGCAAGAGUCAUGGGCACUACACAACGUUCCCAGGCCCGGGAUCGAACAGCGGCACCUUGGCAGAAGGAGACGAUCGAAACUUUGGGCACGAAGUCGAAAUCAACAAAGGCAGUUCCGGGUCAGAUAUUCAUCUGUCACCGUACUCCGGUGAUGAUGGAAUUCUCAAGACUGUUACAACAGUGGUGGUGACAGAGCACGAUAAGGAGCAAGGCAGCACGACCUCAGGUCCUAGUGAUCGGGAGCACCCCCGCGACAUGUGCUAG
This is a messenger RNA of Purpureocillium takamizusanense, 1050 nucleotides long. RefSeq lists its product as uncharacterized. Lineage: Eukaryota; Fungi; Ascomycota; Sordariomycetes; Hypocreales; Ophiocordycipitaceae. The record is from RefSeq and is a predicted model, not a curated record. The coding region runs from base 1 to 1050 and encodes 349 amino acids. The transcript is spliced from 4 exons.